AUGACGGCCCCGCUCGGCCUCCCCCCGCGCUGGCCCGACGGGCUCGGUUGCCGUUGUGAGGACGCCCCGCGGGAGAAAAACCGCAUGGAAGGGUUGGGACAUUGCCGGGAGAUGAUGCCCCACGCGGGACUCGCUGUCCCCACCGCUCCCCCCCCUCCGCCGCCUCCGCAGGGAGCCGCGUACGCCGAGUUGGCGGCUGCUGAGCCCCCCCGGCAGUGCCCGUCGGGGGCGGCUUCCAGCGCGGCUUUGGGCUACGGGUACCCCUUCGGGGGGGGUUACUACGGCUGCAGGUUGUCCCACUCCCACGGAGUCAAUUUGCAGCAGAAACCCUGCGCUUAUCACCCCGGGGACAAAUACCCCGAGGCCGGCGGGCCCUUGCCCGGCGAGGAGCUGCCGUCGAGGGCCAAAGAAUUCGCCUUUUAUCCCGGUUUUCCCGGCUCCUACCAGGCGGUUCCUGGCUAUUUGGACGUGUCGGUGGUCCCGGGGCUUGGUGGUCACCCAGAACCGAGACACGAGGCUUUGCUUCCCAUGGAAGGUUACCAACACUGGGCUCUUUCUAAUGGCUGGGAUGGGCAAGUGUACUGCUCCAAAGAGCAAUCCCAGUCUGCACACCUCUGGAAAUCACCUUUCCCAGACGUCGUCCCCUUGCAACCCGAAGUCAGCAGCUACCGGAGGGGCCGAAAAAAAAGAGUCCCUUACACUAAAAUCCAGCUGAAGGAGUUGGAAAAGGAAUACGCGGCCAGCAAAUUCAUCACCAAAGAGAAGAGGAGGAGAAUUUCGGCCACCACCAACUUAUCCGAGCGCCAAGUGACAAUCUGGUUCCAGAACCGGAGGGUCAAGGAGAAGAAGGUGGUGAGCAAGUCCAAGACAGCCCAUCUCCAUCCUACCUGA
Messenger RNA from Apus apus (common swift), 891 nucleotides. It is a transcript of the gene HOXC13, whose product is annotated as homeobox C13. Lineage: Eukaryota; Metazoa; Chordata; Aves; Apodiformes; Apodidae. Bases 1 to 891 code for a protein of 296 amino acids. Gene Ontology annotation, molecular function: RNA polymerase II cis-regulatory region sequence-specific DNA binding; DNA-binding transcription factor activity, RNA polymerase II-specific. Gene Ontology annotation, biological process: regulation of transcription by RNA polymerase II. The transcript is spliced from 2 exons. The record is from RefSeq and is a predicted model, not a curated record.